Messenger RNA from Annulohypoxylon truncatum, 1651 nucleotides. RefSeq names its product alpha/beta-hydrolase. The transcript has 6 exons. Lineage: Eukaryota; Fungi; Ascomycota; Sordariomycetes; Xylariales; Hypoxylaceae. The record is from RefSeq and is a predicted model, not a curated record. The coding region runs from base 263 to 1432 and encodes 389 amino acids.
AUUGAAGGUUCUCCUAAUUAGUACCUACAUACAUACCUAUAUAAGACUACCUACCUACCUAUGUAUAUAGUUAUCUCAACCUUUUACAAUUACAUACCUCCUACAAACGUAUCACGAAUUCCUUCUGGCUCUCUACCUCAUUGUUUACGUAUUGUUAUAUACCGACUCAGGUAUUCAUUGUGGGAAUUGCUUCGUUUUGUUCUCUAAAACUAACACCGUCCGACUACAAUAUCCCAAACCUGACAGUUUCCCCCGUGAGCUAAUGGCUGCGCGAGCGUCUUGUUGGGCCAUCCCACUAAGUGUGAGCUUAGGCAUUCCAAUUAGUCUCUACGUAACUUUCAUCUUGCUCGGCGCAUUUCCCUUUUUUCAAAGACAUUUCUUGUAUGCUCAUCGAGUGAACACGCUGUUCUGGCAUAACAUUGAUAAGCCGGAAUAUUGGGGGUUUGCUAAGAACCAAGUGACACCUUUCUCGCUAACUGCUCCUGAUGGCGAAAGCCUCUACGCAUGGCAUAUUUUGCCGCUCCCCACUUACCUAAAGCACGAGAAUACCCUUCAGUUCCAGCAGUCGGGUUUCUCGGAUGAUAUCACUAAGACGGAAUCGUUUAAGCUGCUCAGAAAUGACCCUGAGGCUCGACUUGUAGUCUACUUCCAUGGGAAUGCCGGCCACAUUGCUCAGCGCAUUCGUCCUAACAGUUACCACUCUCUAACAGACUCUUCUCGCUACCACGUCCUGGCCAUUGAUUACCGUGGUUUCGGCAAGUCGACCGGCACGCCGUCGGAAGAAGGGCUUAUUCGUGAUGGCAUUACAGCCGUAGACUGGGCGAUGGAUAUAGCAGGUAUCCCAGCAAACCGGAUCGUCGUCCUAGGCCACAGCCUCGGCACGGCGGUUACGAGCGGUAUCGCGGAACACUUUGCCAUGCAAGGCAUCGAGUUCGCGGGCUUCAUCCUUGUUGCCGGGUUUUCUGACCUACCAACCCUUGUCUCUACAUAUGCAGCAGCUGGAUUCAUACCAAUUCUCUCGCCAAUCCGAGCGUUCCCGCCACUCCUCCGCUUCUUCCAAAGCUUCAUAGUAGACAAGUGGAAGUCCGCGGACCGGCUUGCCCAUCUCGUGAGCCUGACGCGAACGAGACUACGACUGACUUUCAUUCACGCCAAGAACGACUUAGAUAUACCAUGUCACGAGAGCGACGUAUUGUUUCAAUACGCGUCGAGCGCCGCUGUCAAUGAAGAGCUCGACGACGAUAGCUUUUUAUCGUGGAAAGAGCAACGGAGUUUGCGUGGAGAAGAUGGAACUUUCGUCGCAAUUGUUAAGGCUGGGCCGGAUAUGAUUAUUAGGGAAGAACUGCUACCAUAUGGCGGGCACAACGAUGUCAUGAUGUCUUCGGCUGUUUCGCUAGCAGUUAUGAGGUCGUUUGGGUUAGAUACAGCCUAGGUAUUUCUAGAGAUACUGUUCAUUAAUACGGUAUCUGGAUAAUAGGGGUUUAUUAUCAAUAAGUUUCCUAGACUUGGUUUAGCCUUUAUUCACGAAUUAGAGAUGAUAUAUUUUGAAUACCUAGGUGAAACGAUAAUAGCAGGUAUCUCAUAGUAAGUAUAUAUAUGUGUGUGCCUUGUCUUGUUAAAAUUGAUAAUACCUAUAUUAUUAGAACGGCCG